AUGUAUUUUGCUAUAGGAACUCCUCGCAUACUUUCUGAAAGACUGGCUGAGCCUGAUUGUCGCUUUACUACUUCUGGCACUGUUUUGCCUGAUAAUCAUCACAGUAAUCGGGACAAUACUUCUGACAACCAUCCAACUCAUGAUAGUUCCAAGAACAACGAGUUACAGAAAGGAACAAGAAACGAGCCAUUAACAACCAUCUUGGCCAUUCGCAAGUGUCCGUUGGCAUCCUUAUUUGCAUCCAUUACCUUCAAUUCAGUGUCCAUCUGGUCAAUCAGGCCGGAUGUACAGCUAUCAAAAGUAACUCGAACAUUAGAAACAGUACGGGAAGAUGGCGAAAACGUAGAUCUGCUAUGGAAACCAGAUGGCAGUACAUUGGUCGUUUUGACAAAUGAAGGCUUCUUGCAUUUUUAUGAUGUCGUUGAGCUGGAAUCUCCAUUGUUUGGAUACCAUUUUCGUUCAACGCAUCAUAUGGCAUCAGGACCUGGCGAAAGUAAAUCUACUACAAACCGGAUUUUACGAUUCCGUAUGGCAUUGGAGAUUGAUUCUGGAACGCAGUGUGGAAUCGGACUUGAUGAUGACAUUCUUAUUUGUACAAACAAUCCUCCCUCAAUCCUCUCUUUACAUUGGACGGGCGAGGUUAACAUUCCUGGAACAAUCUCAUUGGAGGAUUUGGAUUUUUUUCUCGACAAAAAUGAUUGCAAUCGACAACUGUUUGGAUUUGUUUCUCUCGAGGGAAAAGCUUAUAUUGGUCAGCGAUCUAUUUUUAGCGGCGAUAUGCAAGGCAUAUUGGAAUCCCAGACCGAUCAGCAACACAAAUGGACUGGAUACUGUUUUUACAAUAAAGAUGGUGACCGCGUUCCUGCAGCGUCGAUAGCAUUUAAUCCGACAUUUACUUUAGUUGCUGUUGGAACGUUGCAUGUUGCCACUGCUCUUUCUUGGACACAGGAUGGAUAUGCGCUUGCUGUUGCUUGGAUAUAUGGCGGAAUGUCGGUCUGGAGUGUAUAUGGAAGUCUUUUAAUGAGCACCAUUUCAGAAGAUACAUUUGUUCAUUCCGCUGAUGGAAUCGUUAGCAACACCAACGAAAUAUUCUUUACUGGUACACAGGACUUGUUUUGGAGCGAAAGCGGUCACGAUCUGUUUAUUUUGCCAUCAUCGACUUUUGAAAAAGAGUCUGUAUCAGACAUCUAUGUUCUCCAAUUUGCCAAGGCAUCUAUUUUGACCUGUGAUUCUUGGAGCAACAGCAGACAUAUCUGUUUACUGCUGGAUGAUCGCUUGCUAAUGUAUGAGGGACUUCAUAGCGACACAAAUGUAACCAGUCUUGACCCAAUGGGUUGGGAAACCAUUCAAAUUCCAAACGUGUAUAUUUCAGAUAAUUGGCCAAUACGAUAUGUUUCUUUGAAUUCCUCUGGGAAAUUUAUUGCAAUUGCAGGUAAACGAGGAUUAGCACACUAUAAUACAUUUUCUGGAAAAUGGAAGUUGUUUGGAAAUGAGCAUCAGGAACAAGGGUUUACAGUUCAAGGAGGAAUAUUGUGGUUUCGUUCCAUGCUUAUCGUUGCUUGUCAAGAUGUGAUUAGCUAUAGCUCAGAGAUUCGCGUUUUUUCAAGAACCACCAAGUUGGACAACUCAAUGAUAUUGCAUAUUGAGAAGCUGCAGCAUCCUGUUCUUACAAUGAAUAAUACAGACUCGCACCUUUUGCUGUAUUGCGCAGACCACGUAGUUCGAUAUUUUUCGAUCCAUAUUUUACCAGGAGACCAGCGAGUGCAACUUCAGCCUCAGCAAGCAUUUUCUAUGCAAGAUAUAAUUAGCGGAUGGGGUGAUAUUGUACAAGCUGUUGCAAGGUUUCCUCCGCCAGGGGUGAUAUCUAUUGAGACGAUGACUAAUAAUCCGUUUGUCAUACUACGCAAUGGUGCACUCCAUAUGAUUUCAAAAAGAGGAGAUUCCUGGGAAGCUAUCAAAAUUGCAAGCCACACUGAGCAUUUUUGGAUUUCUGCUCAUGAGGAUGAAGUGGAGGAGUUUUCAAAUACCAUGUGGGCAUUUAGUGGUCGCACCGUCAAGAUUUUGACAAACAUAAUUAUUGAUCCCAUUGCAGGAACAGAUCAUUCCUUCCUAGACACUGCAUUGGACAUUAGUGUUGAUUUUUAUCCAUUAACCGUUUUGAUUCAAAAGGGCUUGUUGGUUGGAAUAGAAAAACAACUUUCGCUGAAUUCCACGCUGGAUGUUUCUCAAUUCAGCACGGAUACAAAGGAUCUGGAGUAUUUCAGCCACUCUUUAGAAGUGCUAUUGCAUACAGUACUGGAGGAUAAUUCCGAGUCUGAUCAAAAGAAAUCUACAGCUGUUGGUAUUGAAUCGCAUUUAACGCAGAUUGUCAGAUUUAUUAAACGAUUUCCAAAAAGCUUGGAAAUCAUUGUAAACUGUGCACGCAAAAGUGAAAUGGCAAUGUGGAAUUAUUUUUUCGCUGCUGUUGGUGAUCCCAUCACCAUGUUUGAGACAUGCUUGGAUGAAGGUCUGCUCGGAACUGCCACAUCUUACCUUAUUGUAAUACAAACUCUUCGAUCAUCAUCCGUUAGCACCAAGCUAGCAAUUCAAUUGCUAAAAAAAUCAUUUGAUCUUAAAGAUUACGAAACUGGCUCUGAAUUAGUGCGUUUUUUGAAAAGCAUCAAGGCUGGUGAGCAUCCAAUGAUGCAAGAGACAGCGAAUGAUGAUGCGUCGAGCGUGACUGAUAUACUUGAUUUGACGGCUCUUGAACAAUUGGUGAAGGAUCAGACUAAAACGAUUCUCGAGAGUCAGCAGUAUCGCGACUUGGGUCAUUUUGCUGCAUUGUUUCAGAUUGAUCUUGGAGCCUGGCUUUUGACUGAAAGGGAAAAGACAAAAGUAUUGAUUUUUGAUUGGUUUGCCACACUUAUGGCACUGCAUAAACACUUUUCAUUGGGUCUUCCAAACGAGUUUAAUGCAGUUGUGAGUUCAGCGUAUCGGUUGACGUGGCAGCAAAAGGCACAGGGGCAAUCCUUGACAAAUGACACCGAGCCUUCUCAAAAUUUGUCUGCUAGUCGCCGAGCACGACCACCACCCUCUAGCCGCCAAACUACUCGUAAACCGGCAAAUCGAAGAGAACUAGAGAUCAGAGCUCUAAUGAAGGCUUCAAUAGAGGGUGAAUUCGUUGAGCUGGCACUUUUGUUAGGUGCACUUUUACUAGACUCUGCAACCCUGAUAAGUCUGUUGGAUGAGCAUCCAGAUCUCGUCGACUUUUUCCGUGAAGCACUGAAUCGCACCAAAUGCAGAGGAUACAGACAACUGAUACAGCAUUUUGAUCGCCAACUUACAACUAAAGCACCAUGUCCACCAAAAGAAUAA
This is a messenger RNA of Batrachochytrium dendrobatidis JAM81, 3354 nucleotides long. RefSeq lists its product as uncharacterized. Gene Ontology annotation, biological process: intracellular protein transport; retrograde transport, endosome to Golgi. The coding region runs from base 1 to 3354 and encodes 1117 amino acids. Gene Ontology annotation, cellular component: cytosol; Golgi membrane; Ric1-Rgp1 guanyl-nucleotide exchange factor complex. The record is from RefSeq and is a predicted model, not a curated record. The transcript is spliced from 28 exons. Lineage: Eukaryota; Fungi; Chytridiomycota; Chytridiomycetes; Rhizophydiales.